AUUCGAGCGAUUCGAGCGAGAGUGACAACUACACUUCCAAACUGCAGCAUCGCACGAAACAAUCCACACACACUUCGCAUCCACGCAAUCGAAGCCGCUCCGCCUCACCUCACUCGCAUCAUGAUCGAAGUCGCUCUCGCAGCGGAUCGCGUCGCCACUCGCAUCCAUCGCGUCAUUCACAUCAUUCGCACCAUAAACAUCGGAGUCAUGCCGAUUAUCACACGCACCGACGAUCGCCCAGUCCAUCGCAGCGCCAUCGAGGGUCUCGUUCGUUUGCUGAAUCGCGCGGCGAAAAAUCGCACAGAGACGCAGAUCGAAGCCAGAAACGCGCAGAAACAGCGGCGGACAUGGAAGCGAAGCUGCGAGAAAUGCAGGAGAAUGCGACGAUGGAGGAGGAGGAUCGAAAGAAACGCGUGGAAGAGGAAGAAAGGCGAGCGAUUGAAGAGAAAAACAAGCAGCCAGUGUUUUUAGCGAAGAUGAAUAAGGAAGUGUUUGGGAACGGAGAUAUGACUUUGGAGGGGCGAAUCGCGAGUCGAAGGCAUUAUAAUAUGAAAGAAUAAGCAUAUUA
This is a messenger RNA of Blastocystis hominis, 568 nucleotides long. RefSeq lists its product as hypothetical. The record is from RefSeq and is a predicted model, not a curated record. NCBI's taxonomy places the organism in Eukaryota, Bigyra, Opalinata, Blastocystidae. The transcript has 2 exons. Bases 348 to 560 code for a protein of 70 amino acids.